AUGCCCAUCCGUAUCCGGUUACGCGCGCCCAACGGCACUCACACAGUAUCACUCAACGAUGACGCCGCUGUCUCAGACCUUCUGUCCUCUAUUAGCGAAAAGACGGAACUACCACUGUUCGAGUUGAAAUGGAACCAUCCGCCACAACCGCUCGAUCCUUCGCUGUACGGCAUGUCGACGUUGUUGAAAGACAUCGAUCUCAAGCUAAACGGCGCAUCCAUCAUAGUCAUUGCACAAGCUACGGGCGAUCCAAGUGAGCGUAAGCAAGAGCAAGAACUUCAAGCAUCUACAUCUCAGGCCGCGCCGCUGUCACUCCAACGGAAGCAGAACUCUGCACUCAAGGACACCCCCGAAGUUCCGGUACCCGACCGUGGUGGCACCAUGGUUCUUCGAGUCAUGCCCGAUGAUAACUCUUGCAUGUUUCGAGCAGUCGGUAGCGCUGUCUUGUCCGACUCCCUUGAUUCCAUGACCGAGCUCAGAUCGAUGGUUGCGCAGGCUAUACAGCGAGAUCCAGAGCAGUACAACGAGGCCAUCUUGCAGCGCUCUCCCGAUGAGUAUUGCAAAUGGAUAUCAUACUCUGACUCGUGGGGUGGUGGCAUCGAACUCAGCAUACUGUCUCAGGAGUUCGACAUCGAGAUCGCCAGCGUCAACGUCCAAGACAACCGGGUAGAUCGGUUUAAUGAGGGCAAAUCACGGCGGUGUAUCCUAGUGUAUUCUGGGAUCCACUACGAUACCAUUGCUCUUGUGCCACGCGGUGUGUCACCUCAAGACCCCUCGCAAGAUAUCAAGUUGUUUGACGCAAAGGACGACGUAAUUCUUGAAGCGGCCAGGGAACUCUGUGGGCAGUUGCAGAAAGCACAUUAUUUUACUGAUACACAAAAGUUCGACAUCAAGUGCAACAAGUGCGGCUGGAAGGGGGCUGGAGAACGGGGUGCGAUACAGCACGCAACCGAGACCGGGCAUAGCGACUUUGGCGAGGCGGAUUGA
Molecule: messenger RNA, 987 nt
Organism: Alternaria postmessia
Lineage: Eukaryota; Fungi; Ascomycota; Dothideomycetes; Pleosporales; Pleosporaceae
Exons: 1
Coding region: 1-987 (328 amino acids)
Biological process (GO): protein deubiquitination; endoplasmic reticulum unfolded protein response
Cellular component (GO): nucleus; cytosol
Molecular function (GO): cysteine-type deubiquitinase activity
Source: RefSeq, a predicted model, not a curated record